AUGGAUGACGAGGAGAGUUUGUCUCACCAGCUGGCAAUCAAGCUGCUGAUCGAGGAGCUUGAAGUGGAUGAUGCUUUGAAGGAGAAGAGGCGUCAGCGUGCUUCUGCCGAGGUGCUUGCUGAUCGGACUGCUCCUGAGGAGAGCACCGCUUUGCCCUCGGGCACUUCUACUCACACAGGUCGCCUUUGUGAUCUCUAUCAGGAUACUCUCGGUCCUUCUGUCGUCGAUCAACCUUCUCAAGAGACUGCCGGCGAGAAAGGGCUCGUUGUUGACGCUGCUGGCAAUGCUCCCAAGCCUUCUCCUGCGCCCGUCACGGAAGACGAUGAUCACAGAGAAGAUGACGAUGAUCUCUACCGGGAUGAUGGCGUCACCAUCAACCGGCGGCCCGAGGCUUCUCCUACCCCAGCUGCCGCUGCUUCUCCUGCGCCCGUGACGGACGACGGUGUAUGCCUCUAUCGUGACGACGAAACGACCAUCAACCGGCAGCCCAAGGCUUGUCCUGCCCGUACUGUUGCUCCCGUUCCUGCGCCCGUGACAGAAGAAGACAGUGAUAUCUAUCGUGACGAUGGAAAGGCCCUUGACCGGAAGCCCAAGCCUUCUGUUGCUCGCCUCACAGACAUCUACACUAAUCUCUCCCGUGACGAUAAAUUCAUCUCCUAUCGGCAGAGAACUCUCAAGAACCUCCCUCGCGACAAGAAACCCUUCAAGAUCCUCAACCUAGGAGAAGCCCAUCGCAUCGCGGCCGAAGCUCGCCGUCGUGAUCCACUCUCCAACCUCCCCGUGGAAGCUAACGACCGCCGCCGUACCGUCUGUGGCCUUACCCAAGUCGUUGGUGCUCCUGCUCGACGCUCUCAGUCUGUUGUCAUUCACCAGGACAACGACGAGGAAGAUCUGAUUUCGUUUGAGAACACUGUCACCUUCCGUCCUCAAACUCAGCCCGAGGAUUCUUCUCUUCGUUCUAUGGCCUCUGAUUCUACUCUCUCCGGAAAGUCUUCUCUUCAAGCUCAGCAGACUCGUACUCUUCGUUCUCAGCCUUCUCUCCCUGUCAACCCUCUUCGUUCUGUCUCUUCUGGCUUUCUUAUCUCUGGAUCAUCUUCUAUUCCUUCCCAGCCUUCUCGCCCUGAGACCGCUUCUCUUCAUUCUCGGACUUCUGGUUUUCUUCGACCUGGAACACCUUCUCGCCACACUCAGUCUUUUUGUCCUGACACCACUCUUCGUCGACCUGAGACCUUUUCUAUUCAUUCCGAGACGUCUUCUUCUUAUUCUCAGUCUUCUCCUCCGGAAUCUUCUUGUACCGAGACCUCUGUUCGUUCUAGCGGCACUAUUCUUCGACCUGAGACCUCUUCUUCUCGGCUUUUUCGCCCUCAGCCUUCGUCUUCUCGCUUUGCGCCCUUCGCCAACCCUCGACCCGAAGACAAUGUCCGACUCCGUGGCGCCAACGCAGAGACCGAUCCCGACAAGGAGAACGUCUACUGCCACUCCUGCGGAAACGACUGCGAAGAGUCUGUCGUGCUUUGCCCGUGCGGCCACUACUACUGCCCCCAGUGUCUUGGCCGGAUCGUCGAGUCUUCUGUUGGCGGAGACUCGUCCCACUUCCCGCCUCUCUGCUGCGGCAAGCCAGUGCCGGUCGACGUCAACUCGACCAUCUUCGACAAGGACGUCCUCGAGGCGUUCAUGGAGAAGAAGCUUGGCUUGCCGUUGUCGGCGAGGGCAACCCGCGCGGCUCGGAUCUUGCCGCCUGCUGCCAAGGUCGGUCCGUAG
Fusarium falciforme is the source of this 1761-nucleotide messenger RNA. RefSeq lists its product as hypothetical. Lineage: Eukaryota; Fungi; Ascomycota; Sordariomycetes; Hypocreales; Nectriaceae. The transcript has 5 exons. The record is from RefSeq and is a predicted model, not a curated record. The coding region runs from base 1 to 1761 and encodes 586 amino acids.